AUGGACCAGCCAUCCCUCCUCAAGCGAUAUAGGCCGUACUACCGGGCAGGGGAGAUUGAGCGCAUGUCGGCCAGACAGAGGGGCAAGCUCAGUAUCGCGCGGGAGGAGCGGAUGCGGCAGCAGGCCUGCACGUUUAUCGACGCGGUUGGGGUACGGUGUGGAUUUCCGCGCCGCACGAUCGCAACAGCCCAAACCCUCUAUCACCGGUUCCAUCUAUUCUUCCCCUACGCCGAGUUCCACUACAUUGAAGUCUCCCUAACGACCCUCUACGUCGCCUGCAAGCUCCACGACACGCUCAAGAAACCACGCGACAUCAUCUUGGCGAGCUACGCAUUACGUUUCCCGCACCUAAUCCGCAAAACCACUGUCGACAUCUCCGCCGUCGACCCGGCCACUUUGGAGGCCGAGAGGCGGCGCGUCCUCUCAGUCGAGCGGCUCGUCCUCGAGACGCAGUGUUUUGCGUUUUCCGUUGCAGUGCCCUUCACUUAUGUGGUCAAGAUUGGGCGAAACCUCGGAUUACCAGCUGACGAGGUACGCUCGGCCUGGAGGGUGGCUGUGGAUGCGCAUAGGACUUUUGCGCCACUGAGUUAUCCGCCGCAUGUCAUUGCCCUCGGGAGUAUCUAUACUUCUGCGCUUCUGGCUAGCGAGAGCACUUGUCCCCAUUCACGGAAGGAUAGCACUCUCAUCCUCGGUUCCGAGGGGCCAUGGCAAAAUCAAUAUAGCGCCACCGCUGGAGCGGUCGAUGAAGUCGCGCACGCACUCCUCGACUUGUACACUACUAUUUUGAGUACCCCGGCUUCCGAUCCUUCGCUCCAGCUCUUCUCGCCUUCACCGGUUUCGCCAAGGGAGCCGUCCCGCUCUACCCGGCCAUCUCCCGUUCCCGCUAGUGUGGGAGGGACAGCAUAUAGAUUGGCCCCGAAGUGGACGCCGCAGGCGCUUACGGAGCUCAAGAUCCAUCUUCGGGAACGGAGGCCGGGUGAGAUGCCGUGGGACGAGGAGAGCGAUGGCGAGGGCGUUGAGGGUAUGGGCCGGAGCGACGCGACGGUGCGCUUUGUGUGGGACUAG
Molecule: messenger RNA, 1065 nt
Organism: Cutaneotrichosporon cavernicola
Lineage: Eukaryota; Fungi; Basidiomycota; Tremellomycetes; Trichosporonales; Trichosporonaceae
Gene: CTK2
Exons: 3
Coding region: 1-1065 (354 amino acids)
Biological process (GO): regulation of transcription by RNA polymerase II; positive regulation of DNA-templated transcription, elongation
Cellular component (GO): nucleus; cyclin/CDK positive transcription elongation factor complex
Molecular function (GO): cyclin-dependent protein serine/threonine kinase activator activity
Source: RefSeq, a predicted model, not a curated record